AUGCUGGCUCAUGACGCGAUCGAGCAGUUGGCCAACAGGGAGAGAGAGGCAUGGGCAGUUGACGGGCCAGUCGAGGAACUGCCGGCCGUGAUGGUACCAGUCAUUGAGACUAGGCUACAGGGGACAGCGGCAGGUGAACGACGCGGUCUGCGUCGACACCAUCGAUACCACCCGCAUAUUAAUAUCAACACCCCGAGCGAAAUCCCAGAGCAGCAGAGGGCCGGCGACGGCCUUCCUGCGUAUACACGAUACACCGAGAAUACCCUCAAUGAUGCUUCGGAAGACUACAUGGACGAGGAUAGCGAGGAUGACAGUUCAGAGCCCGAAUAUCCCACCGUCCUAUCCCCCCCUCCGUCAUAUCACGCCGAAGCGCAGCGAGAUCCACCGAUCUACAGUGUAGCCAUCCCAGGCAUCCAAUCAGAGCGCCGCUCUGAAUUACAGCGGCAAUGGGUGUCAUAUGCAGAAGGAAAGCGGUUCGAGCACCGACAAAAUUAUGUAUCAUGGAGGACAGCACGGAGUAGCAACAGCGCGUCUGAUACCUCAUCCGUGACCCUCGCCGGUAGCCCGAGUAGUUCGCCUUCGAGCUUUGAUCCCUUGCCGGCCGUGGAACCACCACCACCACCUCCUUCUCCUCCACCGCCUCCUCGAUCACCACCAGCAGUGACCCCGCUGACGACACGUCAACGAGCCAGGCGAGCUCUUGCGCAAUUCCCCGCGAAAUUGGGUGGCUCCCUCGCCAAAGCCAUCAUGCUCGAUAAGAUGGCUUCCUGGGCGGCCAAGACGAAACAUUGGAAGAAGACAAAGCGGGAUUAUGUCAAGGAGGUGUCUGGGGAGAGGUGCUUUUUUGUUGGUGCUGUGGAUAGGAUGCCUGAUGGACAGGCUGCCUCGGAUUCAGGCUCAACUGGGCCAGCUAUGCCGGCUGUUCAAGUAGUGCCGCCACGUGCUGAUCCGGUGAUGAGUGUUUUUGUUCCGAAUGAGGGCACUGGGUUUGAGAGGGGCAGGAGACAUGAGCCUGGGAGUGAUUCAGCUGGGUCCUCCCGACCGGGGACGGCAACGGGCCUUGUGCGGUCAAGCUCGCUACUCAAGAGGGUGGCAAGUUUGACGAAGAGGAAGAAAGGUGUUGAUGGGGAGGCGGGUUUUCCUAUACCGGAACUAGGGAGGAGGCCGAGCAGGAGGAGACCGGGGGAUGACCUGGAGAUGGUGGGGGGUUAG
Messenger RNA from Podospora pseudocomata, 1212 nucleotides. RefSeq lists its product as uncharacterized. The coding region runs from base 1 to 1212 and encodes 403 amino acids. The record is from RefSeq and is a predicted model, not a curated record. The transcript has 2 exons. NCBI's taxonomy places the organism in Eukaryota, Fungi, Ascomycota, Sordariomycetes, Sordariales, Podosporaceae.